AUAUCUAAUAUAAGUUAUUUCUUUCUAGGCCCCGACUUUGUUGUUUGUGAUGAAGGGCACAUACUGAAAAACGAAGCAUCUGCUGUUUCUAAGGCAAUGAAUUCUAUUCGAUCUAGGAGAAGAAUAAUUCUUACAGGAACACCGCUGCAAAACAAUCUUAUAGAAUAUCACUGCAUGGUUAACUUCAUUAAGGAGAAUUUGCUCGGUUCAAUUAAGGAGUUCCGAAAUCGAUUUAUAAAUCCGAUUCAGAACGGUCAGUGUGCAGACUCGACUCUGGUAGAUGUCAGAGUAAUGAAGAAGCGUGCGCAUAUUCUCUAUGAGAUGUUAGCUGGAUGUGUUCAGAGGAAAGAUUACACAGCGUUAACAAAGUUCCUCCCGCCAAAAUACGAGUAUGUUCUGGAAGUUCGGAUGACACCGAUUCAGUGCAAACUCUACCAGUACUACUUGGAUCAUUUGACAGGUGUAGGUGGUGGCAAUGAAGGUGGAAGAGGCAAAGCUGGAGCUAAACUCUUCCAGGAUUUCCAGAUGUUGAGCAGAAUCUGGACUCACCCUUGGUGUUUGCAGCUGGACUAUAUUAGCAAAGAAAAUAAGGGCUAUUUUGAUGAAGACAGUCUGGAUGAGUUCAUAGCUUCAGAUUCCGAUGAAACUUCAAUGAGCUUAAGUUCUGAUGAUUAUGCAAAGAAAAAAAAAUCGAAGGGGAAAAAGGUAAAGAAAAAAACCAGCGGAAGUGGCAGUGAUAAUGAUGUUGAAGUCAUUAAAGUCUGGAAUUCAAGAUCUCGUGGAGGUGGAGAAGGAAAUGCAGAAGAACUCAACAACCCUUCAUCUGUUACAAAAUCAGAUGAAGGCAAAGCUACAUCCUCUUCCAAUCCUGGUAGCCCAGCACCGGAUUGGUACAAAGAUUUUGUCACUGAUGCGGAUGCUGAAGUGUUGGAACAUUCUGGGAAAAUGGUGCUUCUCUUCGAAAUUCUUCGAAUGGCAGAGGAGCUUGGAGACAAAGUCCUAGUGUUUAGCCAGUCCCUAAUAUCUCUGGAUUUGAUAGAAGAUUUUCUGGAACUGGCCAACAGGGAGAAAACUGACAAAGAGAAGCCUCCUAUUUAUAAAGGUGAAGGAAAAUGGUUCAGAAACAUUGAUUACUAUCGUUUAGAUGGCUCAACUACAGCUCAGUCAAGAAAGAAAUGGGCUGAAGAAUUUAAUGAUGAAACUAAUGUGAGAGGCCGCUUGUUUAUUAUAUCCACUAAAGCAGGUUCCCUUGGAAUUAAUCUUGUGGCUGCUAACAGAGUAAUCAUCUUUGAUGCUUCUUGGAACCCGUCGUAUGACAUCCAGAGUAUUUUCAGGGUUUACCGCUUUGGGCAGAGCAAACCUGUGUUCGUGUACAGGUUUUUGGCUCAGGGAACAAUGGAAGAUAAGAUCUAUGAUCGUCAGGUGACAAAGCAGUCGUUGUCUUUCCGGGUUGUCGACCAACAGCAAGUUGAACGUCAUUUUACCAUGAAUGAACUUACAGAGCUGUACACCUUUGAGCCAGAUUUGCUGGAUGAUCCUAAUGCAGAAAAGAAGAAGAAGAGAGAUACGCCCAUGUUGCCAAAAGACACAAUUCUGGCAGAAUUGCUUCAGAUCAAUAAAGAGUAUAUAGUUGGGUAUCACGAGCAUGAUUCACUCCUGGACCAUAAGGAGGAAGAGGAACUCACUGAAGAAGAAAGGAAGGCAGCGUGGGCAGAAUAUGAAGCAGAAAAGAAGGGCUUGACUAUGCGUUUCAACAUGCCAGCUGGGACCAAUAUGCUCCCCACAAAUUUCAACUCUCAAACACCAUAUAUUCCUUUCAAUUUGGGUGCUCUGUCAGCAAUGAGUAAUCAACAGCUGGAGGACCUUAUUAAUCAAGGAAGAGAGAAAGUUGUGGAAGCAACCAACAGUGUAACUGCAGCCAGAAUUCAGCCGCUUGAAGACAUCAUUUCAACCAUAUGGAAAGAAAACGUAACACUCACAGAGAGCCAAGUACAGGCCCUGGCACUGAGCAGACAGGCAAGCCAGGAGCUUGAUGUCAAGCGCCGAGAAGCCAUCUAUAACGAUGUCCUUACUAAACAACAGAUGUUGAUCAGUUGUGUCCAGAGGAUCCUCAUGAACAGACGACUCCAGCAGCAGUACAAUCAGCAGCAACAGCAGCAGAUGUCUUACCAGCAAGCAGCAUGAGUCAUCUCAUGAUGCCAAAGCCUCCCAAUUUAAUCAUGAAUCCUUCCAACUACCAACAGAUAGAUAUGAGGGGAAUGUAUCAGUCAGUGUCUGGUGGUAUGCAGCCGCCCCCGUUACAACGAGCACCACCCCCAAUGAGAGGCAAAAAUCCAGGGCCUUCCCAAGGGAAAUCAAUGUGAUUUUGCACUAAAAGCCUAAAGGAUUGUUAAAAUCAGAGAAAGAACUUUUUAUUUUUUUAGGAAUCAAUGGCUUAACAGAACUCAACUGUAAAAAAAAAAAA
Tauraco erythrolophus (red-crested turaco) is the source of this 2464-nucleotide messenger RNA. The record is from RefSeq and is a predicted model, not a curated record. Lineage: Eukaryota; Metazoa; Chordata; Aves; Musophagiformes; Musophagidae.